UCCUAGGUCGUUAGAGUGGGUUUGUCCUAGUUGUGGUGUUGCUAACAGGACAGCUUUACCUGAAGGAAGUGAAGAGGAGGCACGAGAUACUAAAAUUACUAAAGAAAUGGAAGACAUUGUAUCACAAAUGGCAAUCAAAUCUCAAGAAGAAGUUGAUGCUCAAUUUAAGCAGCAAGUCCAGCGACAAAGUGAAACCUCACGUGUUCCCCAGCCUCGCCCUCCAUCAACCGACCAAUCAAAUCAAAGGAAUAUUGAUAUCAAAGAGUCACAUGAUGAGUAUAAAGAUAAAGGAGAGACUGAGAUUAAUAAAGAAUCAUCAACUAGUGGAAUUAGAUAUCGUGGACAAGAAGAAACUGAUCAGCCUCUCUCUCCCCCUCCCUCCCUCUCUCCCCCUCCUCCUCUUCCUCCAUCAGUGUCAAGGGUUGAUGGUAGUGUAAAGAGAGAAGCACAAAGAGGAUCAUCAAAUUAUAUGAUUUUAUUUCUUAUUAUUGUUAUUGUGUUAGUAAUAGUAUUGCUGAUUGCAAGGAGACUGAGUGGCAGUAAUGGUAAUAAAGCUGAUCAUCAGUAGUUAAUGCAAAUUACACAUUUUAUAUUGUGUCAUUUAUAUAAUAA
This is a messenger RNA of Amphimedon queenslandica, 612 nucleotides long. RefSeq lists its product as uncharacterized. NCBI's taxonomy places the organism in Eukaryota, Metazoa, Porifera, Demospongiae, Haplosclerida, Niphatidae. The record is from RefSeq and is a predicted model, not a curated record. The coding region runs from base 107 to 568 and encodes 153 amino acids. The transcript is spliced from 2 exons.